Molecule: messenger RNA, 2069 nt
Organism: Acanthaster planci (crown-of-thorns starfish)
Lineage: Eukaryota; Metazoa; Echinodermata; Asteroidea; Valvatida; Acanthasteridae
Product: queuine tRNA-ribosyltransferase catalytic subunit 1-like
Cellular component (GO): cytosol
Molecular function (GO): tRNA-guanosine(34) queuine transglycosylase activity
Source: RefSeq, a predicted model, not a curated record
AAUGGCUGCGCCCAUGGCGAAAGCGCCGAAAGCGCUGUCUCUAGAAAUUCUGGCUGAAUGUAGCACAACAAAGGCAAGGACAUGCAAGUUGAGGCUUCCACAUCAAUUAGUAGAUACUCCUGUCUUCAUGCCGGUCGGGACACAAGGCACAAUGAAAGGUCUUACGACGUCACAACUUAAAAAUCUUGACUGUCAGUUAAUUCUUGGCAACACGUACCAUUUAGGCAUGCGCCCUGGACCAGAACUGUUAGAAAAAGCUGGUGGACUUCACAACUUUAUGAAUUGGAACAGAGGGCUUCUUACAGAUAGUGGUGGAUUCCAGAUGGUCUCGCUACUUGAAUUGGCUGAAAUUACGGAAGAAGGGGUAAAGUUCAGGUCUCCCUACACCAAGGAGGAGAUGCUUUUGACACCAGAGAAGUCUGUGGAGAUCCAGGCAAGCAUCGGUGCUGAUAUCAUCAUGCAGUUGGAUGAUGUGGUGCACAGUUUGACGACAGGACCGCGAGUGGAGGAAGCCAUGCGCAGGUCAAUACGCUGGUUAGACAGGUGCAUAGCUGCCCAAAAGCGACCACAUGAGCAGAAUCUGUUUGCAAUAGUCCAAGGGGGCUUGGACUCCAGACUACGGACCAUUUGUGCAGAAGAAAUGGUGAAGCGAGACACUCCCGGUUACGCCAUCGGAGGAUUGAGUGGUGGCGAGGAGAAGGAUUAUUUCUGGAAGAUGGUGACGCUAUCAACGGACAUACUGCCUAGGGACAAACCGCGAUAUUGCAUGGGAGUCGGAUAUGCAGUUGACCUAGUUGUGUGCUGUGCAUUAGGUGUUGAUAUGUAUGACUGUGUGUUCCCAACCAGAACUGCCCGAUUUGGCUCGGCCCUCAUCAAGACCGGCCAACUCCACUUGAGUCAGAAGCGAUACGCCACAGACUUUCGUCCAAUAGACGAGAACUGUGAGUGUUCCACCUGUCGGCAGCACACCAGGGCCUACCUCAGCACCAUAGCUGGACGAGAGAGUGUGGCCUGCCAGCUGAUCAGUGUGCACAACGUCAAAUUCCAAAUGGACCUGAUGAGGGAUAUACGACAGGCAAUCCUGGAGGACCGUUACCCGGCUUUCAUCAAGGACUACAUGAGGACUGUCUACCCUAGUGAGGAUUAUCCAUCGUGGCUACGAGACUCCUUAGCAUCCGUCAAUGUUGACCUUAAUAGCUGACGACAGUGGACAACGAAUUAGUAUUUUAUUUUGAAAGCAAAAUUUUAAAUCAAAAGGGGUUCUUUUUUAAAUUGGCAUCAAUGUUGACAAACUUCACCUGGAGCCAGUCAUUCUUCUUCCAUUCAGUUCUUAAAGCGGUUUGAUGCCAAUUUUACUCCAUCCCUUCGUCAUUUAAAAAUAUGCUUCUGAAACUUACCUUCUACUUGAGUUCUGAACAGGUUGAAAAAUCCUCCAAUUUUGCUUCCCUCACUGUUACUUUUAGGUUCACCUACCCCGUGCAUAUGAUUAGAACUCAAAAUGCUUGAGAGCAGCGUGCACGAUAUUUUGUCAAGAGGCAUUGGAGACGUUUUGGGUAAAUCUAAAGCCCUUUUCAUUAUGUCAAGUUAGGCUAUAUUGAGGAUUAAUGUUAAACUUCUCAGGUGAUUCUGAUGUGUUUUUAGCUGGUGUAAAUUUAUUCAAACCGCACUGCAAGGUCAAGAUGCUGAAUUGUUGUUUUUGGCAGAAGAAAGUUCACACAUGCACACUCACAAGACCCUUUAGGCUACUGUUUUAUCUUUGGAGAAUGUAUCAUCUUGUUUCUUCUUGGGACUUUUUACUUUUCCCUGCGACAAGUUACUUGAUUAUUUUUAUUCAUAUAAAAAUCUGCACGGUUUGUAAUCAAAGUAAACAAAUGUAUUCAUUUGUAUUUUUGUAAAUCUGAAAACAGAAAGCCUUUUUAGAUUUCCAGAAAUAGCUUAGAAUCGAGCAUUCAUUCCUGGUAUUCUGAAGUAAAUGCCACAACACUUUGUAAUUGAUUACACGCCAACUUUGUUUUCCAGUUUCCCUCAGCAACUUUGCGCUCAGGCUAGGUGUAAAAAAUAAGAGCAUG